Molecule: messenger RNA, 867 nt
Organism: Chaetomium globosum CBS 148.51
Lineage: Eukaryota; Fungi; Ascomycota; Sordariomycetes; Sordariales; Chaetomiaceae
Exons: 7
Coding region: 1-867 (288 amino acids)
Source: RefSeq, a predicted model, not a curated record
AUGUCUGACCACCAUCACCACCACCACAACCACAACCACCAUCACCAUCAUCAUCAUCAUGGGACUGGGCCCUCCGCCACACAAGAGAACCAGGAAUAUUUCAAACCGGAAGCUAAUGCAGUCUGUAAUUAUAGCAAGCUGGCCGCUGAAUAUGACGCCAGGCACGAGAAGACGUUGAACAAACUGAUUGAGGAGAUCCGGGCGAGGGUCGAUUUCAUUGGCGUCGACUGGGCGGAUGAGGAGGACGAUGAGGAUGCCGGCGGCGGCGACGAUGUGGAGAAGAAGGGCGAAACGGCCCAGAGCCAGAGGAGCGUGAGGCUGUUGGAUUAUGCUUGUGGGACUGGUGUUGUAUCUAGGGCACUCGCCCCUUACACCACCCAAUGUGUUGGCAUCGAUCUGUCGGAGAACAUGGUUGCCGCUUACAACACCCGCGCCAAGAAUCAAGGCCUCGCCCCCUCUGAAAUGCACGCCUACCAAGGCAACCUCUGCGUCCCCGACGAGCCCAACCCAGCAGCGCUUGCCGCACCCGAAUUUUCGGAAUUUGAUAUCGCCGCCGUAGGCCUCGGUUUCCAUCAUUUUGACGACCCGUCCCUGGCGGCGCGCCGGCUGGCCGAGCGGCUGAAGACGGGAGGCGUGCUGAUGAUUCUGGAUUUCUUGCCGCAUGACAAGAUGGAUGAGUCGCACCCCGCGAUGUCGACGGUCACCCAUCAUGGCUUCUCGCACGAGCACAUCAGGCGUAUCUACGAGGAGGCAGGGGUGGACAAGGACUUUGGGAUUGAGGAGGUGGCGGUGGUGUUCCACUUUUCAAAAGAGGACGAUGCCGCGGUGAAGAGGAAGAUCUUUAUCGCGCGCGGUACCAAGUCUUGA